Austrofundulus limnaeus is the source of this 1547-nucleotide messenger RNA. RefSeq names its product cleavage and polyadenylation specific factor 4 (gene cpsf4). The transcript has 8 exons. Gene Ontology annotation, molecular function: RNA binding; zinc ion binding. The coding region runs from base 276 to 1076 and encodes 266 amino acids. The record is from RefSeq and is a predicted model, not a curated record. NCBI's taxonomy places the organism in Eukaryota, Metazoa, Chordata, Actinopteri, Cyprinodontiformes, Rivulidae.
CGCGCGCGUUCACAUUACACGGGACAAGAAGCAGACCUAUCAACUGAACUUACAGGUCUAGGUCGUGUUAAGAAAUUAUCUUUAAAACACCAGAGCUCAACAGAUCAGUAACUUCAGCGAUUUUUGUUGUAUUUUUUUUCUCGUCGCUUAGCCCGGCUAGUCUCGUUGUCAAAUGAGGUAGUUUCCAACUAGAGGUUCAAAUUCAAGCUAGCAAACCCGUAAACCGACGUGGAGCUUGUUUGUGGUUCGAGGACAGUUAACUAAAUAAAGCAGACAUGCAGGACAUACUGGCCAACGUAGACUACAUCAAGUUUGACGUGGAGAUAGCUGUGGAGCAGCAGCUGGGAGCUCAGCCCCUGCCUUUCCCCGGCAUGGACAAGUCCGGGUCAGCUGUGUGCGAGUACUUCACCAGGGGAACUUGUAUGAAAGGUGGGAUGUGUCCGUUCCGUCACAUCAGUGGAGAGAAGACGGUGGUGUGUAAACACUGGCUCAGAGGACUGUGCAAGAAGGGAGAUCAGUGCGAGUUUCUCCACGAAUACGACAUGACCAAGAUGCCCGAGUGCUACUUCUACUCCAAAUUUGGUGAGUGUAGCAACAAGGAAUGUCCCUUCCUGCACAUCGAUCCAGAUUCUAAGAUCAAAGACUGUCCGUGGUACGACCGAGGCUUCUGUAAACACGGUCCUGACUGRAGACACAGACACACAAGAAGAGUCAUCUGUGUGAACUACCUGGUGGGUUUCUGUCCAGAAGGAAGAUCCUGUAAAUUUAUGCACCCCCGGUUUGAACUGCCUAUGGGUACUUCAGAACAGCCUUCUCUGCCACUGCAAGCUCAAAACCAAACAAAGCCUGUGCCCACCAUCAGCCGCUCAUCACUCUCCGUCAUCCAGUUGAGUAACCCCAGUCUAGGCCAGCGGCCGCUGAACCACACKAACACCAUGGGUCACCACAACAACAUGCCUCAUCAUAACAGGGGCCCUCGACCUCUGGACCAGGUCACCUGCUACAAGUGUGGUGAGAAAGGCCACUAUGCCAACAAGUGUACAAAAGGUCACCUGGCCUUCCUGAGRGGACAGUGACCUUCAAACAUCUGGAGCAGCCAAAGACAGGAGGUCUACGUGCAAAAAUAAAGCUUCGGUGUUCAACCCAAACACGUCGAACUUUCCUUCCUGACGCGUUUCUCUGUAUUCAGCCUCAAACAUGGAGGAUAAACUUUGUCCUGUGCUGCCUCCUAUAAACUGACACAUGAAAAUAAAAGUUUUGUGAAGCAGAAGAUGGAGGAGCUGAUGAGCCGUUUCAGGUCCAGUUUACAGCAUCUUCAGGUGUGGUCACCUCCUGGUAUCUCAAGUUACGUGGCUGCAUUCAACAACUUCUACAGUUCUGUCAUUUUCUGUGUGAAAUAAUGUGAUGAAUGGUUGUAGGAAUGUAAAUUUAUAGCAGUUUGUACUCUGUUAAACCCCUCCUUCCCUCCUGAAAAUGAACCUCAGCAGAUAUCAGACCUUUAAAACCUGCUGUUUCUCUUUCUGUACCAAUAAAUGACAUUUCCAUAA